AUGACGACACCAAGAAAGCUCCAAGUGGGCGUCGCCGGCCUCGGCCGCAUGGGCAAGCGCCACGCCCUCAACUUCCACCAGAACGUCCCGCGCGCGUCCCUCGCCGCCGUCAGCUCCCCGGACGCCGCCGAGCGCCAAUGGGCCGCUGAGAACCUCGCCCCCCACGGCGUCGCCGUCUACGCGUCCUACGACGACAUGCUCGCCCACGACGGGCUCGAGGCCGUCUGCGUCGCCUCCGCGACGUCGGUCCACGCCGAGCAGGCCAUCAAGGCUAUCGGGAAGGGGAAACAUGUUCUUUGCGAGAAGCCGCUGGGCACGACGGUCGAAAUCUCACAAACCGUUGUCGACGCUGCCUCUAAACGCCCCGACCUAAAGGUUAUGUGCGGCUUCUCCCGCCGCUUCGACGCCUCCUACCGUGACGCCCACGCCAAGAUGCAGCAGGGCCUCAUCGGACGCCCCGCCGUCCUGCGCAGCCAGACGUGCGACGUCCUCGACCCCUCGGGCUUCUUCGUCGCCUACGCCCAGUUCUCCGGCGGCAUCUUCGUCGACUGCAGCAUCCACGACAUCGACCUCGCCCUCUGGUUCUUCGACGAGGAGAAGAGCAAGGUCAGGUCCGUCCACGCCGUCGGCAUCACCGCCGUUGAGCCGGACUUGCAGAAGCACAACGACCGCGACAACGCCGUCGGCACCGUCGAGUUCUACGACGGGCGCAUUGCCUAUCUGUAUGCCUCGCGCAUGAUGGCCGCCGGCCAGGAGGACUCGACAGAGAUCAUCGGGACCGAGGGCAAGUUAACCGUCAACAUCCUGCCAGCCGAGAACCACGUGCGCAUCUACCAGCCGGGGGGCAUCCGCCAGGAGCUGCCGCAGACGUAUUGGGACCGCUUCAAGGCCGCCUUCACGACAGAGGCGAUCGAGUUCACAGAGAGCGUCUUGGAGGACAAGCCCGUGCCCAUCAAGUUGACAUCGGCCGUCUCGGCCGUCAAGAUCGGCGCCGCCCUCCAAGAGUCCAUGGUUAGCGGCUCCAAGAUUUGGUUUGACAAGGACGGAAACCGGACAGAAAGGGCUCAGCUGUAG
Messenger RNA from Colletotrichum destructivum, 1074 nucleotides. RefSeq names its product Putative gfo/Idh/MocA-like oxidoreductase, NAD(P)-binding domain superfamily. Gene Ontology annotation, cellular component: cytoplasm. The record is from RefSeq and is a predicted model, not a curated record. Bases 1 to 1074 code for a protein of 357 amino acids. Gene Ontology annotation, molecular function: oxidoreductase activity; nucleotide binding. The transcript is spliced from 2 exons. Gene Ontology annotation, biological process: NADPH regeneration. NCBI's taxonomy places the organism in Eukaryota, Fungi, Ascomycota, Sordariomycetes, Glomerellales, Glomerellaceae.